Messenger RNA from Pocillopora meandrina, 6169 nucleotides. The record is from the annotation of a GenBank genome assembly. NCBI's taxonomy places the organism in Eukaryota, Metazoa, Cnidaria, Anthozoa, Scleractinia, Pocilloporidae.
AUGGCGAACGAAACUCUUCAAGUGAAAAGUAGGAAUCCGGCGAUUUUUCAAUUACAAGAAGGCGGCGAGUUCUAUAUGAUUGGAAGCGAAGUUGGCCAUCGAAUGGGUUUCAUGAAAGGAGCUCUCUACAAGAAAUUCCCUUCGCUAUGGCGUAGAGCUCCGACGAUCGAAGAAAGGAAAAUUUUGCUUUCUUUAAAUGUUGGCUACAACAGUAUGUCAAAUUCGAAUAUUAUGCUGGUAAAGGCAUCUGAGAUUGAAAAAGUAAUCAGAGGUAGUGGAGAGCAGUAUAUGGAAAAGUUACCCAACUCGCCAACUGACCGAAAGAUGAAAGACAUUGCUCAGCGUUUUAGACGACCAAAUUUUCCUGGACCACUUCAUUUUCCAGGAAAUAUUUCUCGAGAAGCGCUUAAUUCUUCAGUUCAACAUCUUAGUGCAGUUUCUUACCAAACAAGAAACAACAGCAAGUCUUGCAGCAGGUUUAGUUGGAAGGCUCGUGAAGAACUACGGAAAAAGAUCUUGCCAAGUCUAAGGUAGGUUAAAGUGGACAUAGUUCCAAUCAUCCAUCUUGUAUGACUUUUAAUCUCAGAAAACCUUGUUGUAUUUAAGCUUACCAGACUGAUUUCUAUAAUAAAUAUUUUAGCGAGAAACCGCCAUAUGGAGAGCAAAGAUAGCUAGUUGAUGUGUAAAUUUGAGACACAAAUUAGAGAUUGCGGUCUUCCUGAAACUAGCCUAAGCCUUUAUCAAACAAUAUUUGGGGUAGUUUAACUUCACAAUUCUCCAAAAAAAAAUUAAAACCCAGACAUUACAGAUACAUUUCCUCUUCAUCAUCUUUCCAUAAAAUUUAUGCCAUCAUGAAAUGAAAUACGUCUGUUUGAAAGUGAAAUAUACUUGGCCGGGUAUAAUCCGGUCAGUUUCAAUUAAAGAAGCCCUUUCUUUACAAAAAAUUAUUGUAAUACCAAACUUUCAUUACAUAAACAUUUUUUAAAAAGUUUAAACGCUGAGAAUUUUCUUUUCAAGUACGUUUUUCUUUGUUAAAUGGUUCCUUGAAUUGAAAACCACAUGAACGGUAUAGCUCACGUACAUUUUUGACAGCCUUGCCCAUUGAUUCUUCGCUCUAUAAAAAAAUUUAUUCCUGUGCCCUAAUAUUUGAAUAUUUGGCAGUAAUUACACACUUUCCAAGUUCUUCGAUAACUUGUGUUUUGUUUAAGUGAAAGAGCCACUGAAAAUUUUACUGCACCAUCUAGGUUGUUUUCGGAAUUUAAACGUUUGACAAAAAAAAGGGAAAAUCGUAAAUCGUUAGCCACACUCUAAAGCUGUGGAGUUUUCUCAUUGAAUAGAGUUUUAAUGACUAGUAUAUGGUACUCGAAAUGAAAUCAAACCGUAAAAGUGUUGAAGGUGAUACGAAUAGAUACGAAAAACAUGAGAAGAAGUUCAACGCCGUUUCAACCGUGAGAUACUGAGUAUGACUUGAAUCUCUCGAAGCACUGUGGGUAAACGUGAUAGAGAGAAAAGAAAGAUGGCGGUCCGCACAUAUGGUCAAAAACCGAGCUCUUUUCAGCUUGGAGAUGGAGAGCAAUAUAUGAUCGGAUCCGAAGUGGGAAACUUCCUGCGAAUGUUUAGAGGAUCCUUAUACAAAAAGUACCCUUCUUUGUGGCGAAGACUAGCAACACUCGAGGAGCGAAAACAAAUUGUACAGUUAGGAUUAGGACACAGUAGCAUAGCUACAAAUGUCACUUUGUUAAAAGCUACUGAAGUGAAUGAAAUCUUAGAGGGAAAAGACGAAAAGUAUAAAGUUUCCACGGAAGCACCCGAUGCAGCGUCAAGGAAUGCGGGUGGUAAAUCAAAACGGAGCAAUCAGCCGACUUGGGCACCACAAACAUUGUUUUCGAGUAAUUCCUUCCAUCUCGAUGCUGUACCAUGCUCGUCUACAGUGAACAGGAAUCGAAUAGGACCCAAAAGGAUAAAAACAUUUCCCACUUGGUAAAUGACUUAAUGUUUGAAAACUCUGUCGCGAAAUUUUAACCUAUUCAAGGUUAAUCGAUGAUAGUAGCAAAGAGGUCGAUUUUUUUUCCUAGUUUUAUUUUGUUUUCAUUGGAACUUGGCAUUUGUUGUUGAUACGGUUUCAGAUAAAUGAGAAACUAACACCACUGUUGAUUAACAACAGUUGUAUUUUGGGUGCCUCUUGAUAACAUUGGUUGCCUUUCACCCACUCAGUAGUGCUAAGUGAUGCUUUGUUGUUGCAUUUAAGUUAUGACGACCAUGACAUGGCUGCCAUCCAUGAGGCUGCAAGUCAACCCGAAGUGUUGGUGCCUAUCAGGCUGGACAUAGACAUUGAUGGACAAAAACUUCGGGAUACAUUUACAUGGAACAAGAGUGGUAAGUACAUGUUACACUAACUGUCUGUGAAAACAUAUUUCUAGUACACUUGAAGGAUUAUACUGGUGCAUGGCUGUUGGUAAUCUUUGUGUAAAGGCGAUCAAAAUGACAAAGGGAACUGAGGCCUACAGUUUUUAAAACCAAGAAGAGUUCAGAAGGGGUUUCUGACUGAUAUCUUAGAAUAACAAAAAAUUGUCCUCAGAACAAAAAAAAUUAUACCCACUUUGGGAAGGAUUUUGAGUUGUGGCCUAGCCUUACAAACAACUACCCAUGAUUUAUAUUCUGAAAUUGGUAAGCAGUAGGGAGAAAACCCUUCUCAACUGUUUCACGGAGACCCACUUGAUGGAGUUGUAUGCAAAGUAACAGUGAGACAAAUGCAAGUUGAUACAAGUAUUAAAUCUUCCUGUCAAACUUCAUGUUGAAGUCAAUGAUGUCACAUAUACACUGUCACAAAAGAUUGUGCCAUUAGUUGUUCAGUUUUAGGCCUUGUUAGAGGCCUAAAUUUUGUUUAGUACGUUGUUGUUUUAUGAACAUUUUAAUGGCAAAAAGGAAAAAAAUUGCCUUUUUGUAGAAGCGAAGAUAGUGUAAGGUAACAAGUUGCAUAGCCUAUGUAGAUUUCUAUGUGAAGUGAGCAAAGGCACAACACUUUUGAACUAAGUUGGCAAAGUGCUUUCAGCACUCAUGCAACCAUGUCUGUCACUUUGCUUCAAUUUGAUUAUGUGACAAGAAAAAAAAAUCUCUGACGCAUUUUGAUUACUCAGUUUGUUUGCUGUUUUUUUAAUUAUUCAAGCUUCUCUCCAAAGGUCAUGUUGAAAUCUUUGAUGUUACACACACUCUUUUAUUUAUGACUGUGCUGUUAGUUUUUGAUUUUUGUUCACUCAGGUGGCCCUUUGUUGUUUUUUCAUUCUAUAGAGACACUAAUUUCACCAGAGGUGUUUGCAGAAGUGUUGUGUGAUGAUCUUGAUUUGCCUGCAGCAGCUUUUGUGCCUGCUGUUGUCCAGGCCAUUAGGCAGCAGAUCAAACAGUUUGACUCAGAUUCUGAAAUAAGCCUGGACAAACAAACAGAUCAGAGAGUUAUUAUCAAGGUAGGGUGCUUGGAAGUUUUAGAUAAUUCUUUGCUCUUAAAACUUAUUAUACAUGUAUUUGUACUCAGAGAAUAUGUGAAAAUGGCCUAAUUGUUGUUAUAUGCCAUUUGUGUUCUUUUUAACCAUCACAGCUGCUCUUAAGUCAUGGAAAUCCCCUUUGCACCCAGUUUUGAGAUCUGUUAGUUAUAGGAAGAACUGCAGUUGAAAAGCAGAAGUUCAUUCUAUAGUGAAUGUAUUUCUCAGGGAAGCAUUAAAUCACAGACCUCAGGAAAAAGUCAUUUUUUGUCUCAUUGUCCCUUAGUAUGUGACAAAACUUGCAUCACCAACUUAGCACUUGUUUCAUUUUCAAGUGCAGGCAGUAUUCCUUUGUAUGUAAUGCCUUAAACCAAAGCAGUCAAAAGUAUAAUCUCUUAGCCCUGUGUACUUAAUUAGUGAUUUCAAUAGCUUUUUAAGGAGGUGUCAUAGUGUGAUAAAAUAUAUGACAGUUCAUGUACCUUCUAUGAAACAUUCAAUUGAUGCUCAGGGUAAGAAUUGCUGUAGUGUGUCUUCAGGUGUGGAGGGGAUAGGAGAUGUAGAAUUGGUGUGUUUCAUCAAGACAUUCCUCUGUUCAGUCUCUUCUUGUCUUAAGUUCUUUCCCUAUGGAGAGGAAAGCAGAGGGUGUGAAAACUAGAGGGUUAUUCAGCCUUGCACUUCUCAGUUUCAGUAGAAUUUUUGCCAACUGAGUUGAAGUUGGUGAUGUCAAAUCUGGGUACAGUCAAACCUUGAUUAUCUGGACCUUAAUUAUCUGAAUUUUUUGGUUAUCUUGACUUUUUCUCUGGUCCCAUUUUUGUCAUGAAUAUUUAUUAGUCUUGAUCAAGAUCCAUAACCAUAUUCUUUUUAAAACUAUAGCGUUGAAAAGUGAAGUAAAGGUGAGUUUGUUUCACUUUCAAAAAGCAAAAGCAGCACUCAUAUGCAUUGUAACCUAUGAAGAACAUCCGAGGUCCAAUUGGCUUAGAGUUGCUUUGUUGCUAUGUGAAGUUUCGCACUCUCUUAGCUUGUUCAGCAUGUUAUGCAAGAUAAACAAGCUACACAGCGUCACAAAUGUUUGUUCCUCGUUAACAUUCAUAUUCUUGAUUAUCCAGACCCUUGAUUAUCCAGACCAUUUCAUCAAGUCCCAAUAAGUCUGGAUAAUCAAGGUUCAACUGUAUUUAGUUGAAGUGUUUCAAAGAAUUGACAGUGAAAGAGUAGAACAGCAUGUGUCUACAAUUUCAGCACCAAACAGCUACAAAAACAGCUGUAGCAAUGAUAACCACACACACAACUAAAGUUGAAAGUUUGCUGAUUUAAAGAAUUCUCUUGCAAAUGAAGGUAACAGCUUAGUGAUGGGUUGAUUUUUAAAGUUGAAUUUGGUAGGAGUACAUGCAUGUUCCUUUUCUGGUAUUGGUUCAGACAUUGAGACACUCUCUGGGUCCUUCAAAGAUCUUCUGAGCUCUUUAUCAGGGAGAAAUUGGAUGUCAGUCAGCUUAUUUGAAAGCCUUCACCUCCUAAACUAUGCCUCUGGUCUCAAUUUUGAGUGACCAUGUUCCUUUGUUAAUUUCAUCCAAACAGCUUAAUAUCCAUGUUGGUAACAUUUCCCUAAUGGACCAGUUUGAGUGGGACUUGUCAGAACCUCUUAACUCACCUGAAGAAUUUGCAUUAAGCCUCUGUUCAGACCUGGGCCUGGGUGGUGAGUUUGCCACAGCCAUUGCAUACAGUAUUCGUGGUCAACUUAAUUGGCAUUCAAAAACAUAUGCCUUCAGUGAGGCACCCCUCCCAAGUGUCGAAACUGCCAUAAGAUCAGGGACAGAUGUUGAUAAUUGGGGUCCUUACUUGGAGACUCUGACUGAUGCAGAGAUGGAGAAGAAGCUUCGAGACCAAGACAGAAACACUAGGUUUGUAUUGUAUUGUAUUUGUUUUUUUCUUAUAGUUACAUCACCAAUUAUGUAUCAAUGGAUUGAAUUGAUAAGUACGCUUAUUUUCUUACAAUUUCGGCAGCUGCUUUCAAGAUGUUGAAAAAAACAUUUUUUAUAAGAAUUUUGGCAGCUUAUACCAAAACAUUAAAGAAAACCUAUCCUAUUUGUUGGAAAAAAGUAAUCCAUUUACCUUCCACUGGCUCUUUGUCAUGUUUUCUCUUUGAAUAACAGUUUUGAUUACCUUAGUUUUAGCUUGACAGCAAUCAACAAAAUGUACUUUAUUCAAUGCAAUUUGUAAUUUCUUGACGUAUUUUUGGGAUAUUGUUAGAGAAAUGGUUUAGUAAGAGUUGUAUCUGUAAUUCUCUUACAGACGAAUGAGGCGUCUUGCCAACACAGCUCCUGUCUAUUAGAGUGUGGCUCUGUCUUUGCAGAAACAUUGCAUUGAGGAUUUAUUAUACAAUAGUUACGUUCCUUGUUCUUUGUAAAUAACUUAACUUAAUGUAGAGGAAAACAAGGACUAGUUUGGGUAUUGAAAGAAAAGAAUUGUUCAGAUUUAGUGAAGAAGGCUUUUUGAUGUUCAUUGGACUUGUUUGUAUGUUUGCAUCUUUUGUUGUUGGAUAUAUUGCUGUGAAAAAUUUUAUGAAUAAAGAUUUUAAUACUAAAUAACUAUUUAAUGAAUUUAAGAUUGAUAAUAGGGCUAUACAAGAUGUUCUUUUUACUGAAAUAAGGGGUUUCUAACGGCAUAAAUGUAUUCCACAUCGUCCUGUGGUCAACCAC